CGUUGUGCCACUUCCAGAGGCGUUUGCGCGGAAUAAGCGCUUCUGUCUGUUCUUGGGCAACAUUAGCUCGCUCUACGACGAAAGAAUGCUUGUUAUGUUGUUGAACCUAUAUGGCCCCUUCCGGGAGAUGAUCUGCUCGCGCCCCACAUUCCCCGGCGCGGUAAAAAGUGCAAUCGUCGUAUACGACCAGCCAGAACCGCUGGAGAACGCGGCCCGUCACCUGAACGGUGCUUGGCUGGCGGGCACUCGGAUGUACGCGGCGGCCAGCUUUAUUACCACCAGCCGGCCAAUCCUGACGUCCACCGAGCUGCACGUUACCAAUUUCAGCGAAUGGAUCGACGAGGAAGUACUACACGAGCUUUUCGGUCGGAUAGGCCGGGUGAUGCAAAUUGUAAUGGGCCGGAGCGUGUACGGGUACCGUGAGGCGUAUGUGUCGUUUAGGUCGGCCAUGGACACGGAGGAGGCUCACUUGCAGCUCAACGGAUGGGAUAUGGGCGAUGGGUUUGCGCUCCGCGUGCGACAUUCUUACACCGUGCAGGGUGGAGCACCAGUUUCGCCGGCCGAGUUCCAGCGCCUGCAGACGAACCGGUUCCUCGGUGGGUACCUGCGCGUGUCCGGCUUGGGGCAAUCGUUCGGAGCGGUGCGACUACGCGAACUGUUUGGGACGUAUGGCCUCCUAAGGGAUGUGUCCGUGCUGCGGGAUCAUGACCGAGAGCCGCUCGGUUGGGCGAUACUGCGCUACCAGAGCGAUAAACAGGCCCUUUUCGUCUCCCGCAUUAUGGACAACACCGUGGUGGACGAUUCCCGUCUCAAGGUCGUGAAGCUGUCUAACCAACUAUUGCCGUUCACUGACGCUGUUCCGAUCGACUUGAGCACAGCAUUUAUUCCGGCGGUGGCUACCUCAUCGGCUGCCUCAUCCCUCUUCCCAAGAGCCUGGUUGGGUGUGUAAUGUCUUCCACGUGCUUUCGUCCAGUCGCUGUUGGAUUCCAUAACGCUGAUUCUAAAGCUUCGUUUAUCAGCGAAGCAUGCAUCCUGGCAGAGUGGAGUGGAUCCCCGCGCUGUAGAAUGGUGUUCGAGUGCAAGUGAAACGUGCACUUUAAAGUUUUUUUAUCAUUGUACAUAAAU
Molecule: messenger RNA, 1125 nt
Organism: Anopheles merus
Lineage: Eukaryota; Metazoa; Arthropoda; Insecta; Diptera; Culicidae
Exons: 2
Coding region: 86-949 (287 amino acids)
Biological process (GO): mRNA splicing, via spliceosome
Cellular component (GO): ASAP complex; nucleoplasm; cytoplasm
Molecular function (GO): RNA binding
Source: RefSeq, a predicted model, not a curated record